UUCAUAUUUUUUCAGUAUAAAAAAUUUUUAGUUGUUUUAAUUCAUUUCGAUAUAUUUUAAUUUUACAAUUAAUACUUUAGUUGGACAUUGAGAGUCUAACUUUUGCCUCUAGAAUCACCAUGUGGCCAGAAACAGAGAAAGCACAAGUUGAGAAUAGACAUGAAAUUGUUCUUAGUGGAAAAGAUAUAAGUGCUAGAAUUGCAAAAGAUGGAAUAGAUGCAUCAAUCUUUCAACUUGUUGGCUUGAAUUAUUUGAAUAUUAGUGAAACAAAUUUAUUCCAUGUUCCAGAUGAAAUAGAGAAUCUGAUUAAUUUACAGAGUUUAGUAUUGCAUUCUAAUGACCUGAAAACAAUAAAUAAAAACAUCACAAAAUUAAGUAAACUUAAGAUGUUGGAUUUGUCCAGAAAUGCCAUCCAAACUAUUCCAGAAGGAUUCGCUGAUUUGCCUCUUGCGUCACUUAAUUUGAGCUUUAAUGAACUUGAAUCAUUCCCUUCAUUCAUGAAAAAUAACAAAUUAACUAUUUUGGAUUUGUCAUAUAAUAAACUCAAGGAGUUUCCUGACAUUUGUUCUGAAGAACUCAUUAACUUAUCAGAAUUGAAAUUAAUAGGAAACGAAAUCCAAGAAAUAUCGAACAAAAUCUACCUAUUAUCUGCACUCAAAGUAUUUGAUAUCAGUUCUAAUAAAGUAAAAAUAAUUCCUGGAGAACUGGGGGAUUGUCGCAAACUAAAAGAAUUAAAUUUGAAAUCCAAUCCAGUAUCUGAUCGCAGACUCCUGAAAUUGAUCGAUCAAUGUAAAUCAAAACAAAUUUUGGAUUACAUUAGGCAACAUUGUUCUAAAACAACUUCAACGCUGGACCAACCUAAGAAAAAUGUGAAAAAGAAAUCGAGUGACGAAUCUGAUGAGGAAGACUCUAACUGCAAUAACAAAUACACCUUGAAAGUAACACAUGCUGAUGAGAAUUUUAAGGUAAUUAUUAUGAAUGCUGUUAAAAAUGUGAGAGAACAUUUUGUAGCCUGCAUUGUUGAUGUAAAAUUCACAGAAGAGUUGUUCAAGAAAUUCAUCCAGUUACAAAAUAAACUUCAUGAUACAGUAUGUGAGAAACGAAAUUCAGCCACGAUAGCUACACAUGACUUCAAUAAGUUCCCACCAGGUAAUUUAACUUACACAACUUCUCCACCUGACAAGCUACUCAUAAAACCUUUGAAUAGAGCCAGUCCAAUGACUGGUGCUCAGCUAUUUAACAAAUUACAAACAGAGGCCAACAAUUUGAGAAAGGAAAAGAAGCGAAAUACCUAUAGUGGAAUCCAUAAAUAUCUCUAUCUUAUUGAGGGAAAACCUCAGUACCCAUGUCUCUUAAACAUGAAAAAAGAAGUUAUUUCUUUUCCUCCCAUAACUAAUUCGGAUAUUUCAAAGAUUGAAGUCACAACAACAAAAAUUUUUAUUGAAGUAACUAGCUCAGUAUCCCAAUUUAUAUGCAAAAAGGUUCUAGAUACCUUGUUGAAGGAUAUGGUAAUCCUUUUUGAUGACAGUUUGGAAGUUCAGCAAGUAAAAACAACUGACGUCGAUGAACAUUUGAAAACAGUGUAUCCUUCAAAGGUUGAUCUUAAUUUUGAAAAGGAUAUUUCAAUAAAAGUAAUACGGGAAAAAUGCUGAUGAAAGUAACAUAUUAUGAUGUAACAAGUUAUAUUUCCUAUUCAGAGAGCAUGUGCCCUUUUGGAAUGUUGAGAUAUUCACUAAUACUAUUGUUUACAAGUUAUGGAAUAUCCUAAUAGGUUGAGUUUGUAAAAUAUUUUUGAAACACUUUUUUUUUGGAUAUCUCAUUCUAAUUUUUAUUUAUUAUGGAAUAAAUGUAUUGUUUAGUAAAA
This is a messenger RNA of Leptinotarsa decemlineata (Colorado potato beetle), 1864 nucleotides long. Its product is annotated as leucine-rich repeat-containing protein 47. Gene Ontology annotation, biological process: phenylalanyl-tRNA aminoacylation. NCBI's taxonomy places the organism in Eukaryota, Metazoa, Arthropoda, Insecta, Coleoptera, Chrysomelidae. The record is from RefSeq and is a predicted model, not a curated record. Gene Ontology annotation, molecular function: protein binding; RNA binding; phenylalanine-tRNA ligase activity.